GAGUGUAUUGUACACGUGCAAGCUAGUAAGAAGUUGGAUUACAUGAACAUGAACAAAGUGUAGAAGUAUGAAACAGCUCCUAGGGUUUCAGAUUAUGUUAAAUUUACGCCGAAUCAAGUGAUAAUUCAAAACUCAAACCCAAAGCAUAUACAGUACUAUAUCGCAAACGAUUAUUGAAAGCGAGAAGAAGAAGACAAUAAGUUGAAGAAGAAGAAGAAAUUUUGGAUAAACCGAGAAUGUCUUCAAACACAAAAACUAAUACCCUGUCUUCUUCUUCUUCAAUCUCACCGCUCCCUGGUGAUGUUUACACUAUCCUUAAAGACAUUGACGUUCUUCCAAACCCUAAUCUCCAUUUUCGACUUCAACUUCCACGCCAAGCACAGGAAUUUUUAGAUAAGAGAGAGGUUCGGGAGUUUAUGAGUGGUGCCCUAGCUGGUGCUAUGACUAAAGCUAUUCUUGCUCCUCUUGAAACUAUCAGGACAAGAAUGGUAGUUGGUAUUGGGUCGAAAAAUAUCACAGGUAGUUUCGUUCAGGUUGUAGAGCAGCAGGGAUGGCAAGGAUUGUGGGCUGGUAACAUGAUCAAUAUGAUUCGUAUAGUUCCAACGCAGGCCAUUGAGUUUGGCACAUUUGAGUGUACAAAGCGGGCGAUGGCAUCGUUGCAAGAGAAAUUGAAACAGAAUGAAUGUCCCAAGUUGCAGAUAGGUUGCCUCAAUUUGAGCUUGAACUUAUCUUGGAUUUCACCAACUGCUGUGGCUGGGGCAGCUGCUGGAGUUGCUAGCACACUUGUAUGCCAUCCCCUGGAAGUUUUGAAGGAUCGGUUAACUAUAAGUCCUGAAAUAUACCCUAAUUUGGGCACUGCAAUUAGAAAUAUUUAUAAAGAUGGUGGUAUUGGCGCUUUUUAUGCUGGUUUAUCACCUACUCUAGUUGGCAUGCUUCCAUACAGUACCUGUUAUUAUUUCAUGUAUGACACAAUAAAGAAAUCUUACUGCCUGACCAAAAAUAAGAAGUCUUUAAAUCGUCUGGAGAUGCUUAUGAUUGGAGCUCUAUCAGGUUUUACUGCCAGUACAAUUAGCUUUCCCUUGGAGGUAGCAAGAAAGCGUCUGAUGGUAGGAGCAUUGCAAGGGAAGUGCCCACCAAACAUGGCAGCGGCAUUGUCCGAAGUCAUUAGAGAAGAAGGUCUGAAGGGUCUGUACAGAGGGUGGGGUGCAAGCUGUUUAAAGGUAAUGCCAUCCUCAGGAAUCACCUGGAUGUUUUAUGAAGCAUGGAAAGACAUACUGCUUGUCCAGAAGGGUAUUUCCUUAUAAUCUUGAAAAGGAUAACUGAGUUUUGUACCUCUACAAGUCAUGGUAAUCAAACCCCUUUUUUUUAAUGUUUGGAAAUUAAGAAAUGACUUCAUACCCCCCAUUUUUGUUCCUACUAACCAGUUAUUUAGGCCUAGCUUGUCCUUUUGAGUUUUCAAUUUUGAUUUGGGUUGUUGUCAUCAAAAGAGAAAGGAUGAGUUGGGGUUGGGAUGAUUUUGUGUGCUUUCUGUUUCUUUUCAUCAUAACUCCAACAUGUAAUUUAAUUACAUCGGCUGUCACCAUUUAAAGUUUUUGAGUAUUAUUAUUAUUUAUUAAAAUAACAUACAUGAUCUUUCUUU
Lathyrus oleraceus (garden pea) is the source of this 1639-nucleotide messenger RNA. Its product is annotated as probable mitochondrial adenine nucleotide transporter BTL1. Gene Ontology annotation, biological process: transmembrane transport. The transcript is spliced from 5 exons. NCBI's taxonomy places the organism in Eukaryota, Viridiplantae, Streptophyta, Magnoliopsida, Fabales, Fabaceae. Bases 237 to 1304 code for a protein of 355 amino acids. The record is from RefSeq and is a predicted model, not a curated record.